Molecule: messenger RNA, 216 nt
Organism: Histoplasma mississippiense
Lineage: Eukaryota; Fungi; Ascomycota; Eurotiomycetes; Onygenales; Ajellomycetaceae
Exons: 3
Coding region: 1-216 (71 amino acids)
Source: RefSeq, a predicted model, not a curated record
AUGAUUCCUGGCAACAAUGGUUUGCAAAGAUUGGCUGAUGGAGCUGCGCAGCGGGGCGCAGCGCGGCUGGUCCUCGAAGGGGAUGAUAACAUCGGAACGGGCGAGUUCGCGUGGAUCAUUGAUGCGCUGGAGUUGGCGGUAGAGAGCUGGGCAGAAAUCGAUGAGGUGAGAUUUUGCUUGCGUCAAGGAGGGGCUGUUCGAUUUGAAGAUUUCUGA